GAAGACCCAAGGGAAACGAAAGCAAUAUGCUGCAAGAGGAAACGUAUAAAAAAGGAUAAGAGGGAAGAAUUCCUUAGAGAUUGGUUGAAAGACGUUGGAGCUGAGGGCGAAGAGGAAUCGGAGGGUGAGGAAAAUGAAGAGGAGAUGGAAGCUGAUUUAUCGAGGAAGUUGCCCCAGAACCGGUCAAGAAAUCGCAUUAGUUCAUCUGCUCAGUGGGAGUUGUCGGACAGCUCCGAAGACAGUGAUCGUGACUCGGACCCUCUCCUGGGCGGAAUGAGAAGCAGUGACUCUGAGUUACCGUGA
This is a messenger RNA of Paramuricea clavata, 303 nucleotides long. Lineage: Eukaryota; Metazoa; Cnidaria; Anthozoa; Malacalcyonacea; Plexauridae. The record is from the annotation of a GenBank genome assembly.